Molecule: messenger RNA, 3552 nt
Organism: Anneissia japonica
Lineage: Eukaryota; Metazoa; Echinodermata; Crinoidea; Comatulida; Comatulidae
Product: EF-hand domain-containing protein 1-like
Exons: 10
Coding region: 104-2050 (648 amino acids)
Biological process (GO): mitotic cytokinesis; mitotic spindle organization; cilium-dependent cell motility
Cellular component (GO): mitotic spindle; axoneme
Molecular function (GO): alpha-tubulin binding; calcium ion binding
Source: RefSeq, a predicted model, not a curated record
AGAAAACACACUGACCACCGACGAAGGAAGGAGUGUAAACGGUGGGCUGAAAUUCUUCAUUGAUUUUGUUCAAAUUAUAUCCCUGUUUUACAGGAAGAAGUUAAUGCAAAAAAUGGCACUGCCAUUUCUACCUGGAAACACAUUCACUGAUCCCACAAAAAGAAAAUAUCAUCUAUCGCAAAGUUUAGGUUAUAAAAAUGGUUAUGCUCUGCCUGCAAGGCCAACAGUUGGUAUUGGAGGGGAACCACUGGAAGUGAAUCAGCUAAGCUUAGCAGAGUUGGACGAGCUGAACAACAAGAGACCAACUUUAACUUAUGGCCAAGCAAAGCAGCCACCACCAGAAGACUUCAUUCCUGCUCAUGUUGGUUUUGAUAAAAAGGUUUUAAAAUUUGAUGCUUUUUUUCAACAAACUGUUCAUGAGUCUCAAAAUGAAUAUUACCGAGUAAGACCAGUUUCAAUUUUCUACUAUCUGGAGGACGACAGCAUCUCUGUGAUUGAACCUCACAUUGAGAACAGCGGCAUGCCACAGGGCAAACUGAUCAAGCGAAUGCGGCUACCGAAGAACGACCAGGGGGACUACUGGCAUUGGAAAGAUCUCAAUGUGGACAUGAAUGUCGAUUUCUAUGGCAAAACUUUCCACAUUACCAAUUGUGAUAAAUGGACACAGGAAUACAUGGCCAGCGAAGGUAUUGAAUUAAACCCCCCUGCCCCUGUUCCAAGUGAUCCAUACAUCGAAUCAAGAAAGGAGUCUGCUGCCCUGAGGACUUACAAGACGCCCUCAAACUUUGACAAGCUCCGACAGUUCAUUGAGCUUGACGGCAAGGUGUUGCGUUUCUACUGCGUUUGGGAUGACAGGAACAGAAUGUUUGGUGAGAUGCGGCCGUACAUCAUCCAGUAUUACCUGGUGGAUGACACCGUCGAAGUACGAGAAGUUCAUGAGGCUAACGAUGGACACGAUCCCUUUCCUCUUCUUCUUAAAAGGCAAAAGCUGCCAAAGAACAGAGACAAUGUUGAAUCGUCAUUUCCUUCUGUUGUCAUGGAGCUUUCAGAACAUGAAAUUAAAGAUUGGUACACCCCCGUAGACUUCAGUAUCGGUCGAACGGUUUACGUUUACAACCGUCCAUUUCUCAUCUACGAUUGUGAUGAGUUCACCAAAGCUUAUCUCUACAAAAAAUUCAACGUAAAGGAUUUCACACCUGUUGAAGUCAAAGGUCGUGCACGUAAUGUACCCAAAAUGGACCUACCUCCAUAUAAUGGGUUUGGAUCUUUCGAGGAUUCUCUACAGUCAUGUUUGUCUCUUGUUCCUCAACCUCCUAAAAAGGAUUUCAUCAAAAUGUUAGAGAAUGACCACAAAGUACUUCGUUUUGAAGCUGUAAUGGAUUCUGUUAAGCCAGAGGACAAAGGACGUCGCUUCAUCAUCAGUUACCGAUUAGCAGACGAUAUGAUGACAAUCUUUGAACCUCCUGUUCGUAACUCUGGUAUUAUAAGUGGCAAGUUCCUUGAGAGAACGCGGGUAACAAAACCAGGCUCGCUUCCAAACAACGCUCAGUUCUACGGACCACAAGACUUGUACAUAGGCGCUACAGUUGUGGUUUUUAAUCAUCGAUUCGUUAUUACCGAUGCUGAUGACUAUGUACUUUUGUACUUAGAAGCACACCAACAGGACUUCCCAGGUGUCCAGAAGACUAUUGAGUCCCUUCGCCAGAGACGUGAUUAUAAAGCAUCAACGAUUCAAGCACCUAAAUCUGUAAAGGCGGCACCAAUGAAAAUCAAACGAAGUCCUGGGGAUCUUCAGCAUCUGCUAGGGGAAGUGAAAUCGCAGCUGAAAAAAGAUAACUACACAAACUUUACCUCCCUAACACAAGCAUUUCUGAAGUAUGAUAAAGACAGGUCAGGCAAGAUUGAUGUUAAUGAGGUUAAGAGAGUCUGCCAUCGCCAGAAUCUUCCCAUUGAUGAUGACCUAAUGAAUGCUCUGGUUGCAGAGCUGGAUGUUAACAAAGAUGGACAGAUUGACCAUGCAGAGUUUAUGAAGUUCUUAACAUAUUACUGACUCCAUUAACUGAAAUUUGAUUAAUUCAUUUAUUUAAUAGAUUACUGAUCUGCUGACUGAUUACAUUACCUAAAAUUAAAUUAAUUGCAUUUUAAACAGAUUAACAAUAUUUUGGCUGACUUCAAUUACUAAAAUAUAAUUAUUUUAAUAUGAUCAAAAUAAUUUAAGGAAAAAAAUUUGUAAAAUAAAUAUUUAUUAAGAAAAUAUCUCAGUUUAUGUAUGAACUGACAUGGUCAUUUAAUAAAAUUCAAGAGCGAAGAAAUUUGCUAUUAAAACUAAUUAGCAGUUGUUGUAGUAUGUUGAUGUCUGUAAAGGGCCACUCACAAUUAUCAAUUCUCAGAAGUAUACAAAGAAUAUUUCUUUUCCCACUCCUAGUACUCCUCCCUCCCCCUCCCCCUCCCUAUGAAAACUUGAUUUUGCACAAACUCAUUCUUCAUAAUUUUUGCAACAGUAAGCUGAAGUACUUAAGUAUGGUACAGCAAUUUUAGUCAAAAUUUCUAUAUAUUUGUCAGUGUAUAAAGGCAUCUUAACCCCCACCACCAAGCAUAAUGUUUGCAUACUUUGUGAAAAUUAAAAUUGUGAAUAACCCAAAAGUAGAUGUUGCUAAGAUAAUGCACCCAAGAUCAUACCUUGUAAAUAUGUAAUUCAUUUUUUUUGUAUAUAAAUAUGUAUACCUGUUUUAGAAUAUUAUUCAAAAUACUAAGUUCAUAUGUUAGUAUGAUGUAUACUUUAAUUUCAACCACUAAGCAUCAACUGUAGAGAAAUGCAUUUUAGAUUAUUGUAAGCUGUUAAUAAGGUCACAAUUUAAUAGUUCACUGGUUCCAAUAAGGUACAGUAACAUACUGCUUGUUUAUUUGUGUCAAAGCCUUCAUAUAACAUCUAGGGUAUGACAACAAGCCUCUCCAAUGGUUUUAACAGAUUCAACUAGUACAUAAAAUUAUUCAUUAUAAAUGUCAACCCUUUGAACUAUCGUGUUCAGAUUACUCGUGUAGUACUCUGUAGCUCUACUCCUCAACAAGUGUAUAUAUAUCAUUUUGAUAGCAAGAUGUUUUCAAUAAUGAUUGUACUGUAUAUUUGCCAGAGUACAGUAUUUCUAUGUUUCCAUAUGUUAAGCAAAUACUUAUGUACAUACAGUGAUAUAACAAUAACAUGUUCCAUGAAAAUCAAAGGUGUGAAAACUAAAGUUGUCUAUAUUUAGUGAGCUAAAGUUUAGCUGGAUUAUUAGUACAGUAACUAGAUUGAUAAUAUAAAACUGAUUGUGAUGUGUAGCUUACGCAUUACUAGACAAAUGGAUUGUACCUUCUGUUGCAAAUUUGCGGUGUCUAUUUAUCAAUUUAUUCAGGUGAUAAAUUGCUCAGUAAAUUCAGUCAUGAUUGCUUGCCACUUUGUCAAUCAACUCGCAACUUCAUCAUGGUUUCAUGGAAACACACUGCAUAACAAAGGUUGCCAAGACAACCCAUAUCUGAAGUGAGAAUAAAUGUGUAAACAUGUUUUGAGGCAAA